Molecule: messenger RNA, 3435 nt
Organism: Odobenus rosmarus divergens (Pacific walrus)
Lineage: Eukaryota; Metazoa; Chordata; Mammalia; Carnivora; Odobenidae
Product: myosin IXA
Exons: 15
Coding region: 6-2378 (790 amino acids)
Biological process (GO): intracellular signal transduction
Molecular function (GO): GTPase activator activity; microfilament motor activity
Source: RefSeq, a predicted model, not a curated record
CUAAGAUGAGAUUCUGGGCCAAAGGGAAACAAGGGGAGAAGAAGACUACCCGAGUGAAAGCUGCCACCCAGUCAGAGGUUUCGGGAUUCUUUGCUGGCUCUGAUACGAUUCCAGCUCAUCAGUUUCCAGAUGAAUUAGUUCAGUAUCACCCGACACCUCCUUUGAGCCCAGAAUUGCCUGGUAGUUGCCGGAAGGAGUUUAAAGAGAACAAAGAACCUUCUCCAAAGGCAAAGCGGAAGCGAAGUGUGAAGAUCAGCAAUGUGGCUUUGGAGUCUAUGCACUGGCAAAAUGACUCUGUCCAGAUCAUAGCAAGUGUCAGUGAUUUAAAAAGUAUGGAUGAAUUUCUUCUGAAAAAGAUGAAUGACCUAGAUAAUGACGACAGCAAGAAAGACACAUUAGUGGAUGUUGUAUUUAAAAAAGCCCUGAAAGAAUUUCGGCAGAAUAUCUUCAGCUUUUAUUCAUCUGCCUUAGCGAUAGACGAUGGGAAAAGCAUACGGUAUAAAGACCUCUACGCACUAUUUGAACAGAUUCUGGAAAAGACCAUGAGGCUUGAGCAGCGUGAUUGGAGUGAAUCUCCAGUCAGAGUUUGGGUCAACACUUUUAAAGUGUUUUUAGAUGAAUAUAUGAAUGAAUUCAAGACUUUGGAUUAUAUACCCACAAAGGUACCAAAAACAGAAAGAAAGAAAAGAAGAAAAAAAGAAACAGAUUUAGUGGAAGAGCACAAUGGUCACAUCUUUAAAGCUACCCAGUAUAGCAUCCCUACAUACUGUGAGUACUGUUCUUCUUUGAUAUGGAUAAUGGACCGAGCCUCUGUUUGCAAAUUAUGCAAAUAUGCUUGCCAUAAGAAAUGCUGUCUGAAAACCACAGCCAAGUGCUCUAAAAAGUAUGAUCCGGAGCUGUCAUCUCGACAGUUCGGGGUUGAAUUGUCCCGUUUGACCAGUGAAGAACGAACUGUUCCUUUAGUGGUGGAAAAGCUCAUAAACUACAUUGAAAUGCAUGGACUGUACACAGAAGGUAUUUACCGAAAGUCUGGUUCAACUAAUAAAAUCAAGGAGCUGCGACAGGGUCUGGAUACAGAUGCUGAGAGUGUAAACCUGGAUGACUAUAACAUACAUGUUAUUGCAAGUGUAUUCAAACAGUGGCUUCGUGAUUUGCCCAAUCCACUCAUGACCUUUGAACUCUAUGAGGAAUUUCUUCGAGCUAUGGGCCUUCAGGAGAGGAAAGAAACAAUCCGUGGUGUAUACUCUGUGAUUGACCAGCUCUCCCGAACUCAUCUCAAUACACUGGAACGCCUCAUUUUUCAUCUAGUCAGGAUUGCUCUACAGGAAGAAACUAAUCGAAUGUCUGCUAAUGCUUUGGCGAUUGUAUUUGCCCCCUGCAUUCUUCGAUGCCCUGACACCAUUGACCCACUACAAAGCGUGCAGGACAUCAGUAAGACUACCACCUGUGUGGAGCUGAUUGUUGUAGAACAGAUGAAUAAAUACAAGGCUCGUCUCAAAGACAUCAGUAGCCUGGAAUUUGCUGAGAACAAGGCAAAGAUCAGACUGUCACUGAUUCGUAGAUCAAUGGGAAAGGGGCGACUUCAUCGAGGAAACUAUCCAAGUCCAUCCUCUCCUGUUGUAGUUCGGUUGCCCUCCAUGUCUGACGUCCCAGAAGAGACCUUGACUAGUGAAGCAGCUAUGGAGACUGACAUCACAGAACAACAGCAAGCAGCUAUGCAGCAAGAGGAGAGAGUACUGACUGAGCAGAUUGAGAACCUACAGAAAGAGAAGGAGGAGCUAACGUUUGAGAUGCUUGUACUGGAACCCCGUGCUUCUGAUGAUGAAACGCUUGAGUCUGAGGCCUCCAUUGGGACUGCUGAUAGCUCAGAAAAUUUGAAUAUUGAGUCUGAAGGUGCCAUCUCUGAGAAAUCAGAGAGAAGCUUAGCCCUGAGCUCCCUGAAGGCGUCUGGCAAACCUGAACCUUCAAGCAAGCUACGAAAGCAGCUAAAAAAGCAGCAAGACUCUUUGGAUUCGGUGGACUCUUCAGCCUCUCCUUUAUGUUCGUCUAACACUGCAUCUUCUCAUGGGACCAGAAAACGAUUUCAGAUUUAUUCUAAAUCUCCAUUCUACCGAGCUGCCUCAGCUGGGGAGGCCCUGGGAAUGGAAGGGCCAUUGGGCCAGACCAAAUCCCUGGAAGACAGGCCUCAGUUCAUCAGCAGAGGAACCUUCAACCCUGAAAAGGGCAAACAAAAAUUAAAGAAUGUGAAAAACUCACCUCAGAAAACCAAAGAGACCCCAGAGGGGACAGUUGUGUCUGGCCGCAGGAAAACUGCAGACCCAGACUCCAGCUCCACCCAACAGCUAGCUCUCUUUGGAAACAAUGAGUUUAUGGUCUGAACUGGCAGCUGGGUGCCCCUUCAUGGCUACAGAGUGGUAAACGCAUCUCAUCUUCGGGGCCUCUUCUCAUCCCCUUGUCCACAGCAGUCCAUCCUAACUGUGGUCCUGCCUCUUGCCCACGCAUACAACUGAGGACUUGGGUGCUAAUUUCCUGGGCCUCCGGCAGAAGCAGAAAGGCCUCUUUGAAGCCUGCUGGGGAUGGUGCCGGCUAUGCCUUGGCUGCUGUAUUUGCCUGGAGAGUUCACUAAGUGGAGCCGCUUGGGGCCAGAGGAUUUGGGUCAGGUUGGCGGUCUUCCUACUUGCCUCUCCUCCACCCACUUUUCCUUCCCAGAGGUGGGUGUUGAACUGGCAGGGGGACAUGGUGGGCCUGAGGGAACCACUGAUUUUUGACAUUUGAAGAAAACAUAUAAAUCUUUCUUAACCGUGAAAGCAAAAGCCUUUGGGUUUAUUUUGGGAUAGUUAGGAGCUGGGGUAGAAUAUAAUUUUUUUCCAAGGAUUUGUAAACAAAAAGCCUAAGCCCUCUAUUUUAAGAUUUUUGAGAAAUACUCCAUGUUAUAUUCUGGGGAAAGUAAAAAAGUAAUUGUUUCCAUGAAGCCAUCAGAGCAUGUCUCAGACAUCUGGUUACAUGAAGAAGAGAGAAUGUGUUUUGUUUUUUGAUGAUGUUCAGUGUCAUAAUAAUGCUGGUUUCAUUCCUGGUUAGUUCCUGCCAAAUAUAUUGCAUGGGCUGAAGUUUCAGUUGCCCUGCUGUUCUCAUACUUCCCAGUCCUAGGAUUAGGUUCCUCUGAUUUUUUUUUUUUAAGUGUCUCAGAGACAUGGUGAUCCCUAAACAUGAGGGUCUCAUCCUAAUCCACCCAGGCUUUCUUCUUUGUAUAGAUUAAACUGAAGAUCGCAUAUGAACCUGUUCAUCUUCCACCACAAACUCAGACAAGUAAUGUGACCAUCUAAUCACUUCUCCCAAAACAUUCAUAUACAACACUGCAUGAGUAAGUGUUAACAGAAAGCUGCCAAAAAAGUAAAAAGGUUUUUAAUAUAACGAUCUAACUAUUAUCUUCUUUUC